Messenger RNA from Rotaria sp. Silwood2, 495 nucleotides. Lineage: Eukaryota; Metazoa; Rotifera; Eurotatoria; Philodinida; Philodinidae. The record is from the annotation of a GenBank genome assembly.
AUGCCUAUUAUAACAAAUACGAUCAAUAAUAUUUUCACACGUAGAACUAAAACAAAAUCUCAAAAACGAACUCCUCGUCAAACUCCAACAAGUACAGGAAUUCGUUGUUAUCCACUUCGUAUUGGUCCUGGUGUUGAAUUAAUCUCAACAAUUCAUGAAUUAAUGAAAGAUAUUGGUGUUCAAUCAUUAUUUAUUUUAACUUGUGUUGGAAAUUUAUCAGAAUGUUCAUUAAAUUCUCGUCAAUUAAAUAAAAAAGAAUAUGAUAUUGUAUCUUUAACUGGAACAUUUGAUAAAGAAUCUCAUAAUAUAAUGGGUUCAUUUUCUGAUCCUCAAACAGGUUUAUUAAUUGGUGGUAGAAUUCGUUCUCUUACUGUUCAUACAACAUGUGAAUUAAUGCUAGCUGAACCACUUGAUUGUAUAUUUUAUCGAGAGUUUGAUCCAAGAACUGGAGAAAAUGAAUUAAGUGUUAGACGAAAACACAUAACUGACUUAUAA